Frankliniella occidentalis (western flower thrips) is the source of this 1022-nucleotide messenger RNA. Its product is annotated as putative fatty acyl-CoA reductase CG8306. Lineage: Eukaryota; Metazoa; Arthropoda; Insecta; Thysanoptera; Thripidae. Gene Ontology annotation, cellular component: peroxisome. The transcript has 5 exons. Bases 260 to 985 code for a protein of 241 amino acids. Gene Ontology annotation, molecular function: alcohol-forming very long-chain fatty acyl-CoA reductase (NADP+) activity. Gene Ontology annotation, biological process: long-chain fatty-acyl-CoA metabolic process. The record is from RefSeq and is a predicted model, not a curated record.
CUCCUUCCUUUACCGGUUCGAGUUGGGCCUGGCUGCAUCGCAGAGUGGCAAGGAACGGGUUUAUUUCUGUCGACUUGGACCGCCGAGACACCUCCCGUCACCAGCGUGGCAAAAGGAGGGGUAUUCUGUCUAUCCCGAGGAGGGUCCGGAGUGCAGCGCAGUGCAGUGCAGCAGUGUAUCAUCUCGGCGGGUGUGCGCAGUGUCAACUGUGCCGAUCGCUCCGUUUCCCGUGCCUAGCACUCGAUUUGAAGGCGCCGCCAUGCCGAGCGCGGUGGCGGACUUCUACAAGGGGGCGGAUGUCCUGGUGACGGGUGCCACGGGCUUCGUCGGGGUGGCUCUCCUGGAGAAGCUGCUCCGGGGCUGCCCGGACGUGGGCAACAUCUACUGCCUGAUGCGGCCCAAGCGGGGGAAAGACAUCUCGGUCCGCGCCGAGGAGUUCCCCAAGAACCUGGUGUUUGAGAAGUUGAUUGAGAAGCAAGGCAGUGAUGUCUUCAAGAAGAUCAUCCCUGUGGCUGGGGAGAUCGGAGAGGAGAACCUGGGGCUCAGCCCAGAGGAUCGCAAGACCCUUCAGGCCAAUGUGCAGGUGGCGUUCCACUGCGCUGCCACUCUGGACUUUGAGGCCAACUUGAAGACGACUGUCACCAUCAAUCUCUUGGGUACUCGGCGUAUUGUGGAGUUGUGCAGUGGUAUGAAGAAAUUAAAGGCUCUGGUGCAUGUGUCUAGUGCAUAUGUAAACUCGAACCUUAAGGUCCAAGUGGAUGAAAAACUUUACCCUGUACCAGAUUCUGCUGACAAAAUAAUUGAAAUGGCCUCAUCAUUGAGUGACGCUGCCUUAGAGGAAGCUACUCCCAAAGUUCUUGGAAAUCAUCCUAACACAUACACUUUCACCAAAGCUUUGGCGGAACAUGAAGUUGCCAAAGGCUAUGAGAAGUUCCCCGCUGUAGUUGUUAGACCAAGCAUGAGUAAGUCCACUUUAUCGUUUUAAUCCUGUAGCUUUCUCUACUACUAUUUCAAUGUUUUUG